GAAUAAUAUUAGGAGAUCAAUAUAAAGGUCAAGUCAAUAUAUUUUAGAGUAAGAAGAUUUAUACGUAAUGACAAGUCGUGAGAAUUUAGUUUAUCUUGCAAAACUCGCCGAACAGGCGGAGCGAUAUGAAGAAAUGGUUGAAAGCAUGAAGAAAGUAGCGUCAUCAGACCAAGAACUUACGGUUGAGGAAAGGAAUCUUCUUUCAGUAGCGUAUAAAAAUGUAAUUGGUGCACGUCGUGCAUCAUGGCGUAUUGUAUCAUCUAUUGAGCAGAAAGAAGAAAAUAAGGGAAAUCUUUCUCAGGCUGGUUUGAUUAAAGAAUAUCGUUCUAAAAUCGAAUCAGAGUUAACUAGCAUAUGCAAUGAUAUUUUGGCCGUUCUGGACGCUCAUUUGAUCGCCUCUGCAAGUACGGGAGAAAGUAAAGUAUUUUAUUACAAAAUGAAGGGUGAUUAUUAUCGUUAUUUGGCUGAAUUUGCAGUUGGAGAUAAGCGCAAAGCACCUUCUGAUGCUUCUUUGGCAGCAUAUAAGGAAGCGUCAGAUAUUGCAGGUACGGAUCUUCCACCAACACAUCCUAUUCGUCUUGGGUUGGCUCUUAAUUUCUCUGUUUUUUACUACGAGAUAUUAAAUUCACCCGAUUGUGCUUGUCAUUUAGCUAAACAAGCAUUCGACGAUGCUAUUGCUGAGUUAGAUACAUUAUCUGAGGAGUCUUAUAAAGAUUCUACGUUGAUUAUGCAACUUUUAAGAGAUAAUCUUACGUUGUGGACAUCUGACAUGCAGGAUUCCAAUGAGAAAAAUGACUCUAAAGAGGCUGUUUCAGAAGUUCCUGAUCCAGGAAAACCUUCUGAAACUGAAGCUUCAAAAACAGAUGACAUUUGAGUUCAUUAUUUGUUUUUAAGUAUAAAAUAUAAAAUUAACUAUUUAA
This is a messenger RNA of Pneumocystis carinii B80, 920 nucleotides long. Its product is annotated as 14-3-3 family protein epsilon. The record is from RefSeq and is a predicted model, not a curated record. The transcript is spliced from 5 exons. Gene Ontology annotation, cellular component: cytoplasm. Lineage: Eukaryota; Fungi; Ascomycota; Pneumocystomycetes; Pneumocystales; Pneumocystaceae. Gene Ontology annotation, biological process: signal transduction. Bases 68 to 874 code for a protein of 268 amino acids.